Molecule: messenger RNA, 3022 nt
Organism: Schizophyllum commune H4-8
Lineage: Eukaryota; Fungi; Basidiomycota; Agaricomycetes; Agaricales; Schizophyllaceae
Exons: 5
Coding region: 16-2703 (895 amino acids)
Source: RefSeq, a predicted model, not a curated record
CCGAGACCUAUGCCAAUGGUCAUGGACGACGCGCGCAGAACAGAAGCGUCGUCCGCACGACGAGACCGCCGCCUCAAGACCUCGUCCCCUUACGCGCGCCCGGCGAAGAAGCCCCAGAAGACUUCGGGCUGGGGGGGAUUUGGCAACAUCAUACGAAAUCUGUUCGGGCGCUCCACUCAAGAUGAGGAGGAUAGCGCGAUGGACGAGACCCAGGACCAGCAGGAAGAGGCUGCCCACGAAUUUAUUCCCCAGAAACCUGCGAACAACGCGGCGCACUCUUUGUCGCAGCGCGGCCAUCAGAUGACCAGCCAACUUGCGACGAACGGUCGCGCCACUGAACACGAGGGCCCACGCUUCGCAAGGCCCACCGAUCCCCUCCCACCGCCACCUUCUAGGCAAGCGGCGACCUCACCUACGAGCAGCACCUUCUCCGACACGGCAGACGACGAUCUUACGAAAGUGAAGACAUUCUUGCGCGAAAAGCAGGGCCAGCCCAUGUCCGAAAUCGAGACAGAGGGCAUCAUCGCCGUCCUUGCCAGAAACGCCCCUCCCAAGGAAGCCCCCUUCCGCUUCUCAACCUCUCCAGGUUCAACACCCGGCCGCGGGAACUCUCCCUUCAACUUCUCGACCGGGUCGUCGGCAGGCGCGAACGGGGAAAGGAGCACUACGCCUCGCAAGCCUCUCACGCGAAAUCCUAAUGGGCCGUACCGCUGGGAGGGCGGCGGGUCUGCUAAACCACGCACACGUAAUCGCUACCAGUCGCCCGCGUUCGGCGCGUCACGAUCGACGCCCGAGCACAUCGUUCUGAAGGACCCAUCACCCGCGGAGGCUCCGAAGCGCGAAUAUGGCAAGCGUAGGCGGGUCAGUGACGAAGGGCAGUCGACCUUUCCUACCGCCAGCAGCAGCGCGAAUGGCUUCAACUUCAAGACGCCUGCGAAAAACCCGCCACCGCGUUCGCCUGGUCCUGCGCCGACGCCCGGACGUGCUGCACUCGGUCAGAAUCUGUCUAUCCAGACACCCGGCCCGUCCAAGUCUGCUGAGGGCAAGAACGGCAUGGCUUCGUCGUCUUCCUCCAACAACCUCUUGUCGCCCUCCGCAGCACGCACACCGAAGAAGCCUAGCUUCCCCGCAGUACCCUCGCCGCUCAGGCAGACCUGGAACGGCGACGACUCGUCCAGCGAGGGCGGCUCGCCGCGCCAGAAGUCGAAGGCCGCGGGGAUGAUGGAGGACCUGAUCAAGGAGGUGACACCCCCGCAGCGCAAGGCUGAGAUCGUCAACCCGUACCAGUUAGCGGUGCCCGGGGGAAAGCCAAUGAGCAGGCCGAAGCGGGCGCGUGCAAAACCGGCGAAAGCCGCUAAGGACACGAGGACUGAGAAGGAGGAGGCGGACAAGGGGAAGGGCAAGGAUAAGGCGAAGCCCGACCUCCCGCAGACAGCCAUUGAGCUCACUCUACCCGCUGGAAGCAAGCGCUCGCGUCCACCACCACACUUAGCUUCUUCGCAUGCGCCGCCUGAGCCUACGGAACCCAUCAUCGAGGAACCGUCCGAUGAGGAUGACGCUCCAGCUGCGAAGCGCCAGAAGGGCACCGCGACGGCCACCAACGGCGACAUCGACAUCACAGAGGUCGAUGAGGACAUGCCCGUUCCUCCGUCUCCCAAGCCGGCGGCGGCGCAGCUUCCCGCGAAGCGCCCAUCUGCUUUUGGGAACGGCAACGUCAAGCAGAAGGUCACAUCUGCGCCGAAGGAGCCGUCGAAGCUGCGCUUCAGCAUCCAGCCUGAGGCGACGACGAACGCGAAGGAGGACGAGGCGCCUGCGGCGAGCGAUCCCAAGGCUGAUGCGCCCAAGACGGGCUCCUUCACCUUCGGUGCACCUGCUGCGUCUGGGAAGCCCACGCUGGCCGGGUUUGGAUUUCCGUCGACGCGUGCAGAUACGGCGAAGGCGCCGGCCUCUGCUUUUGGGAAGCCUGCAGCCGAGACGCUGUCGCCCUUCACCUUCGGUCAGCCCGCGCCAGCUGAACCUCCCAAGGCGACCCCGACGUUCACCUUCGGCAAGCCUCAGGAGGCCCCGAAGGCACUGGACAAGCCGCAGAUCGAGGCACCUAAACCUGCUGAGCCUCAGGCCAACAAGCCUGAUGUCUCCAUGGCCGGGCCUAGCGACACCUCUGCUCCUCAGACUGUUGACGAGGCCAAGGCUGCCGCUCGCGCUGCGCCCGUCGACACCCUACCCAAGUACACGUUUCCGAAGCUGCCGCUCACGACGUCGAGCGGGGCCGACGCGACGCUAUGUGCAGAAGCGAAGGCGGUGCCGCGCGACUCGCUGCCCAAGUUCGACUUCAGCGCCACCGCGGUGAAGGCGAAUGCGGAUGCCGCAGCGAAGGCGGGGCCGUCUACGCCCAGCCCCGCUGCGCCGACGUCUGCGUCGGGCGGCUUCAACUGGGCGGCAGCCGGAUUGAAGAAGCCGGAGGUCGCGGGGUGGACGUGCUCGACAUGUAUGUUGCCGAAUAAGGGCGAGGUGUUGAAGUGCGUGGCUUGUGACGAGCCGAAGCCCGGCGCGGAUGGGGCUGCGAAGCCGGCGGGCGGGUUCAACUGGGCUGCAGCGGGAAUGAAGAAGCCGGAGCCCAUGGGGUGGACGUGCUCAACAUGCAUGUUGCCGAAUAAGGGCGACGCGACGCAGUGCGUGGCCUGCGAGGCGCCGAAGCCAUGACGAGGGCGAGCGGUAUAGGGAUCUUGUGUGUGCGACGCGUCACUCGCCUUCGUGCGUGCGUGAUGGUCUGCCAGGUGCACUUACGCUGGCCCACCGGCGACCCCUUCUCUAUGCGCUAUGUUAUGCAGAAAGUUAUCGUAGGUUAUGUUGCAAUUGUCCUGUCUUGCUUCUCAUACAAAACGUCCGCUGCUCAUAUGAAGAUACGCUGACUCUUCCUGCAUUUUACGCACGUACGCUUGCUCCUGUUAGUGCACUACACGAUGUAUGCUUGCGAUCCGGAUAGAUACCACUCGAUAAUGCCAUGCCAUAGGGUCUGUAA